AUUUUCUAAUUUGCUCCUCAACCAAAAACUUAACAAAAUGGCGAAAUCACCCGAAUCUGAGCAUCCAAUUAAGGCAUUUGGUUAUGCUGCUCGAGACGUUUCUGGAGUUCUUUCUCCUCUCACUUUCUCCCGAAGGGCUACGGGUGAUAAGGACGUGAGGUUUAAAGUUUUGUAUUGUGGGAUCUGUCAUUCUGAUCUUCACUUCAGCAAGAACGAAUGGGGCUUUACUACUUAUCCUAUUACUCCUGGGCAUGAGAUCGUCGGUGUAGUGACAGAAGUAGGCAGCAAAGUUAAAAAAUUCAAAGUUGGGGACAAAGUUGGGGUUGGAUGCUUAGUGGGAUCAUGUCGCUCAUGUGAAAAUUGUGCUAAAGAUCUUGAAAACUACUGCCCACAACAGAUUCCAACUUAUGGUUUCCUACACUAUGAUGGCACACGCACCUACGGUGGGUACUCGGACCACAUGGUUUCAGACGAGCAUUUCGUGUUGCGUUGGCCUGAGAAUUUGCCACUUGAUAGUGGUGCACCCUUGUUAUGUGCUGGUAUUACAACUUACAGUCCACUCAGGCACUUUGGACUAGAUAAGCCUGGUUUGAAGAUAGGUGUAGUUGGGCUUGGGGGGCUUGGUCAUGUUGCUGUCAAGUUCGCUAAGGCUUUUGGGGCUGAAGUAACGGUCUUCAGUACCACCCCUAGUAAAAAGCAAGAAGCACUUGAAGGACUUAAAGCUGACCAUUUCAUAGUUAGCAAAGAUCAAGAGCAGAUGCAGUCUACAGCGAACUCAUUGGAUGGAAUAAUCGACACCGUCUCUGCGAGCCACCCAAUUGCACCAUUGGUCAAUGCACUUAAAACAGAUGGGAAGCUUGUUUUUGUUGGUGCAGUUUUUGAGCCAUUUGAGUUAACUGCAGUUUCUUUAUCUCCGGGGAGGAAAACGGUGGCUGGUAGUGCAAUAGGAGGGCUGAAAGAGACUCAAGAAAUGCUUGAUUUUGCAGCAAAACAUGGUAUAACUGCGGAUAUCGAGCUAAUUCCCAUUGAUUAUGUGAACACUGCCAUGGGCCGUAUGUUGAAAUCUGAUGUUAAAUACCGAUUCGUGAUCGAUGUAGCCAACUCCCUGAAAGCUCCAUAGGUGAAGUUGGUUUGGUAUAAAUUGUGUUACAUUAUUUUCAUGGCUACACCACCUAGCUUCGUGGUGUUAAUAAUUUGUAUGUUGUAAUAUAUGAAAUACUAAAUGAAAUAACUUGUAUGCUUUUAUUCA
This is a messenger RNA of Helianthus annuus (common sunflower), 1249 nucleotides long. RefSeq names its product 8-hydroxygeraniol dehydrogenase. Lineage: Eukaryota; Viridiplantae; Streptophyta; Magnoliopsida; Asterales; Asteraceae. Gene Ontology annotation, molecular function: zinc ion binding; cinnamyl-alcohol dehydrogenase activity. The record is from RefSeq and is a predicted model, not a curated record. Bases 38 to 1120 code for a protein of 360 amino acids. The transcript is spliced from 5 exons. Gene Ontology annotation, biological process: lignin biosynthetic process.